AUGGCUUAUGUCUCUGUCUCCCAAGCGGACCAAGAUGCUUUCGAUCGCGAAGGAACCUCGAUUCAACCUGCUCUUCCCGAAACAUCCAGUCCUUCAUUAUCGCCGGCCGACGAUGUCGUCUCCGGAGAUGCCGACCAGUCUGCAGCAUUCCAGGCUGGACCUCCCUCGGUAGGCGUAGCAUCUCUCAUCAAAUCUCUCAACACAACUCCGUCAUAUGAGAUCGUGGAGAGCGAUGACUACGAGGAACCGAUGCAGACGCCCCGGGGGCUUGAGGUCAAAAAGAGGGACUCUGCUUCACAAAAGGACGAUACCAUAACACUACAGUCAGAAGAGCCGCCAAUGAGAACUGCAUCUAUCAGUCGACAUCUCCCCCUGAACCACCCUACCCCGGACAUGCACGCGCUGCAAGGGGCUAUGGUCAAGAAUGUGGAGCGAUUAGAAGAGAGCGCUGAGCGUCUGAGCAUGACAUCAAGCCUGGAAGAUGAACUGAAUAAGAUGCGACAAGACCAGAAACGUCUGGAACGCCAGUCAUCCGCACCGGCGAGCUUGAACAAUGCUCUUGGCCCAUCUCUUCAGAGACAAAUUUCAGCUGGCUCUUGGUCCAACUCAAUCAUCGGCGUAAACCAGGCAGCCAGGUUUGGAGGAUACUCACCCUCAGGGUACAUUACAUCUCCGACGGGGUCAAUCCGAUCUGGACCGUGGUCUCAUCAACAGCACCUUGAGAGACACUCUUCGAAAGGCAGUGGCCGCAAGCCAUCAUUGCCGGAGCCCCUGUUGGAGGGACGCCCUCUUGAAUUCACUUCCGACCUUGAUGCAUCCGCUGCCGUUCUGUCGAUGCAUGGAGCAGCGAUAGCCUCGCACACACCCACCAGCGACAUCGCAAACGAUGAAAGGCCAGCUACAUCCGCCUCAAAUGAUACAUACCGUCAAGCGCAAUCCGCGUUCCACGAUUUUGAUGGUGUCCAUUACGGCUCAGGCGUGUCCCAGGAGCCCCUGGGAUCUAUGUCGCGCCAGAUCUCUCUUACACAUCCACCCCGAGCAAGAGAUUCUAAGGCUUUCAGAGAGGCACAGCCUGGAGAGCAGAUGAUCUACUACCCGGCCCCGGUACCUGUCAUGCUGAACCUGCCCCAGCGGCUGUCCAAGCCUAAUCUGUCUGAGCGAGAAAAACGUCGACUUCAAGCACUUAGCGGCAUUCCAGAUCAAAUGCGCAACUCAGCUGCAUGGCUUUCCAAUUCGAAUGGCCCCAACGCCCAGGGGGAAAGGACACCACUGAAUCUUCCCCCGCAGCUUCGCGCGAGCGCCUUUUUCGAGUAUCCAAGCGUCACUGAGGACCUGAAGUUGAAGAAUGGUUCAGCGGUGCAGACACUCGACAGCAUCUUGGAUGCCGCUGCCUAUGCUCCGGUAAGCGCAUUCACAGACCAUCCAAUUGCAGGACAGCUCGGAAACGAAGUAUAUGGUCCAGAUGAUUCGCCGCGAAAAAGCAGGCAACCGUUAGACGAAAAGGGAAAGAAACGCCGCACUUCUUUGAGCAGGAUGCUGCGAACCAGACGGUCAAGUACUGGCCUCUCUGGAUCCGGGCUCCGCCGGGUAAAGUCCAGGGGCUCUAAAGUCGUGUCAGGCGGUGAUGAAUAUGUCAGUGGAGAUGAGCUGGACGAAGCAGCGGCAGAGUCUAUCGCCUCAGAUGAUGAGCCUGGACAGAACGAAGUCAAAGAGGAUGCCCCUAGCGGAUUCUCUGCUGCACCUACAACCUUACUCGCCGAAUUACAGAUGCGCAAAGAACAGCAGAAACAGCGCAAUCGCACUGCUGCAGACGCAUUUCCUAAUGGAAUGCGUUCAACCUUGCUUGAGCUCGAUGCCGUGGCUCAACUUCAGCAGAAAUCUCGAAAGACAAAGCACGUUACGUUGGCCUGGGAGGAUCAUGAGCAAGCAGACAAGCAGAAUUUCGAUGAUGAGGAUGUGCCCCUUGGCCUCCUUUUCCCUGAGAAGGACCGGGCCACUCACGUCAACGUCCAUCGCCCUAUUGGCUUGCUAGAAAGGCGAGAGAUGGAAGACAACGAGCCACUAAGCCACCGACGCGCAAGACUCCGAGGCGAGCCAUUGGAGUCAGUGAAGUCGGAGACCAGAAGCCAUAUCGAUGAGACUACUCGCGCUCCUUUCAUCGACGAUGUUCCUGGGCUCUCUGGGGGAGAGGUCCCUGAUAUUGAUGAGGAGACCUUGGCCCAGCGCGUCGCAAGACUGAGGCUGGAGAAGGAAAAGGGCACAGGAGGACAGUUUGCAGAAGAGGUGGCAAGUCAAUUAGGCCUCAGUAUUGAGCCUAGCGCCAUUCAAACUUCGAAAACGCCAGAUGUUGAGGAGACUUUGGCGCAGAGGCGGAAGAGGCUGAAAGAGGAAGCUCUGCGUGCUGAUGGCCAGUCUGGUGUCCGGCCUAGACUCGGAUCUAUGCACAGCAUGGCUGGUAUACUGCAAGCUCAUCCUGUUGUGGCCAGGUCAAGAGAGGUUUCUGCGGAAUCAAAAGCGUCAGACCGGCUCAUGUCUCGUGCACAAGCGCCCUUGGUGCAGUUCGGCCGCGACUCGAACUUGCCGCCCGCCUACUUCAACCCACAUUAUGCUUUCCCCGGGGCAGUCAACUGGGGCUAUGCCCAGCAGACUGGUGUUUUUGCGAACGGCGCAUUUGGAAACGGCUAUAUGAACGGCGCAUUCAACGGGGCCCCAAUCCCGAUGCAGAUGCAACAAGCCAUGAAUUUCUACCCUUAUGGCCAUGGCAACCAGCCGUUUAUACAGGACCCCAUGAUGGGUCCGCCUCUUGACCCAAAACAAAGAGCGCAGAUCGACCGAUGGCGACAAAGCAUUGCUUAA
Capronia coronata CBS 617.96 is the source of this 2856-nucleotide messenger RNA. RefSeq lists its product as uncharacterized. Bases 1 to 2856 code for a protein of 951 amino acids. NCBI's taxonomy places the organism in Eukaryota, Fungi, Ascomycota, Eurotiomycetes, Chaetothyriales, Herpotrichiellaceae. The record is from RefSeq and is a predicted model, not a curated record. The transcript has a single exon.